Onychostoma macrolepis is the source of this 3795-nucleotide messenger RNA. It is a transcript of the gene sprtn, whose product is annotated as SprT-like N-terminal domain. The transcript is spliced from 5 exons. Gene Ontology annotation, biological process: DNA repair. The coding region runs from base 333 to 2231 and encodes 632 amino acids. NCBI's taxonomy places the organism in Eukaryota, Metazoa, Chordata, Actinopteri, Cypriniformes, Cyprinidae. Gene Ontology annotation, molecular function: metalloendopeptidase activity; polyubiquitin modification-dependent protein binding; single-stranded DNA binding. Gene Ontology annotation, cellular component: nucleus. The record is from RefSeq and is a predicted model, not a curated record.
CGUCUCCAAUGUUGCUCUGUUCAUGCAUAUAACGUAACAUUAUAACAAUUAGACUUACAAAUACAUUUCCCAGCAUUCCCAACACCGUGUGACUUCACGAUUGGCCAGCAAUUUGGAUUUCAUAGGUCUCUAGUGGAAAUACACUGACAGUUUUCUUUCAAAAUUUGAGACGUUAAUCUUUAUCGUCACAGUCAUGAAAACCAGCGAUUAGACCAGAAUUUACACAGAAUCCUUCGGUGUAUUAGACGAGAGACAGUGUCGUUGGUCGCGAUUAAUGGUUUUAUGAGGAGUUCUAACGUUAGUUGAUCUGUUCUUGCUAAAGCAGACUGAAGAUGGAGGAUAAAGACUUUUUACUCGCUCUUCGUUUACAAGAGCAGUUUGAUCAGGAGACUGCGACUGCUGGAUGGACUGAUGAAGACUGUCCGUCCAGUAAGAAGCGGAAGAUUGACUCCUCUGGUGUGAUGGAUGUGAUUUCAUACUCCCAGCCCAGACCAGAGAGACCGCUGUCCAUCGUAGAUGAGUCGUGGGAGAUGCUGGACCCCAAUCCGGACGUGAGAGCCAUGUUCCUGCAGUUCAAUGACAAGUUCUUCUGGGGGAAACUCAGCGGUGUGGAGGUCAGGUGGAGUCCACGGAUGACACUAUGUGCUGGUGUUUGCUCUUAUGAGGGAAGAGGAGGCUUGUGUUCUAUUCGGCUCAGUGAACCACUCCUGAAGCUCAGACCCCGCAAAGAUCUUGUACAGACUCUUCUUCAUGAGAUGAUCCACGCUCUUCUCUUUGUGACUCAAAACAACAGAGAUCGAGAUGGCCAUGGUCCAGAGUUCUGCAAACACAUGAACAGAAUCAACCAAGCAAGUGGCACCAACAUCACUGUAUAUCACUCCUUUCACGAUGAGGUGGACGUGUACAGGCAGCACUGGUGGCGCUGUAAUGGACCUUGUCAGAAUCGCAGACCGUUCUUUGGAUACGUGAAGCGUGCGAUGAACAGACCUCCCUCGGCCAGAGACCCCUGGUGGGCUGAGCACCAGAGGACCUGCGGUGGAACAUACACCAAAAUCAAAGAGCCAGAGAAUUAUGGGAAAACAGGCAAAAGUGAUAAAAAGAAAGACAAGAACCCUUCCGAUGAGACCUCCAGGAAACCAAAGCCUCCCAGCAGUGCAACAGGCUCUGGCUCACAAGACCUCAGAAAUAUAAUUCCAUUCAGUGGGAGAGGGUUUGUUCUUGGUUGGAACACACAGACUUCCAUGAACAAGCAGAAUCAGAGUCCUCCUAAAGCACAACCCGAACCUCUCGCCUCUCCUCCUGACUCGCCGCUCCUUCCAAGACUGCAGCCCAGCGAGGCAAACUCGUCCAAAAGAGUCAGCUCCGGUGCAUCGAAUGUUCCCCGCAGAAAGUCUGUUGGUAACACUAAUGCCUUCGUCAACGUCAAUGGCUCGCCUGUGAGAAUUACCAAAGUUAAUGACUUUAAAGGCAAGCAGAGGUCGGUACGAGAUCUCUUCCAGGACAUAGUCCUCAAAUCUCCAGAGAGAGCAAUCAGUGCUGCUGGUUCCUCCAAGCCUGCUGCAGAUGCCUCAACAGCAAACCCUGCUAAAUGCAUUGGACCAUCUUCAUCUAGUGCCUUAGACGGGCAAACUAGCCUGAUCAAUAACCAUAACUCAUACAGUGCCACAGUGCCAAAGCCAGAGUCGCAUCUCUCCAAAUAUUUCGGCAGCAGUGCUCAAACUUCGAAAUUCCAAGAUUCACAGUUGAAAACUUUAGGAAGCCCCCAAAAGUCUGGAACACCGGGUUACUUUUCUAAGCUCUUCGGAAGUAACCAAAAACUAGGAUCAGAUGCUAAAAGCUCAGGAUUGCGAAACACUGGCGGUCCCCGAAGUUCACAUACUUCAGUUACUUCAGGGUCCAGUUCCAAGCACUUUGGAGGCUCCGAAAAGCCUGAAUCCAACUUUCCGAGCCCUAGAAGCAUCGGCAGCCCCCGGACAUCAGGGACGACGCCUUCAGGAGCCAAGAAGAGAUCAUGGGACGACCAUAAAUCUGAACAUAUCUUUGAUUACUUCCAGCAGACAAACGCCAAGUCCUCCACGUCCGCAGUGCAGCAGAGAGAGGCGGUGGAAGAGCUAGUCAGGGAUCAGCAAGCAAACAAUCCUCCAAUCCUGAUCACCGUCCACUGCCCCGUGUGCCACAUCAAAGUCCCAGAGUCCACGAUUAAUGAACAUCUGGAUUCCUGUCUGUCAUAACCACUGAGGGGAAGUACAGGCCGUAGGGCUUUAAUAAAGCUACUGUGAUAUUCCAUUGCUCAGGUAUAGCUUCAAAUAGAAAGAUUAAAUAUCAUUUUAUGUCAUAGUAGAGAUAUUUUAAUUCCAAUGUAAUAGCUAUAAGUGACAGUUCUUAAAAUAAAUGACAUUUAAGUCUACAAAGUGCGCCAUAUUUCCUUUUGCACUUUUGUGCAAUUACUGCACUGUAAAAAGUGAAAGUUGACUUAACUUAAAAAAACUGAGGAAACCCUUUGCCUUAAAAUUAUUAAGUACAUAAUAAUAAUAAUAAAAAAAGUUAAUAAUUUACUUAAAAAUUAUCAUUAAUUAUCAUAAUUAAUUAUCAUUUACUUAAAAUUUUAAGGCAACGGGUUUCCUCAAUUUUCUUAAGUUAAGUCAACUUAUCACUUUUUACAGUGUGACUUACUCUACCUCAUUUUUGCCUCAUGGGAAGAAUGUUGUUCGUGAUUGACAGCUUAGUUGAAAUUGAGUGAGUGGUUUAAAGAGGUGUGUGGGUUGAUGUCCGCAGUUCAUGUCGAAUCAGCAGUACUGAAUUUCGCACACGCAUUGGCUGUCCGCUGUGGGAUUUAGAUGUGCUUAGCUUUCUGCCGGAUCAGGCUUUGCAAGGUCGCUUUCAUCUCGGUGUCAUCAAUAACAGCUCUGGCAGGUUGGCCCAUGAGUGGGGGCGGAGCUUGUGCCACCUUCUGCAUAAUAAUUUCAUAUCUACUUUACGCCCUAGAGGAAUACGCACAAUUAAAAAUGAACUCCACCCAGAAGUGAGUUUUGGGUGUGCAGGUUCAAACCUUCUGAUGUAAUAAUAAUCAUGAUAUAUUGUUAAGUCACAAGUAUUGUUGUGUUUCAAACCCAGCGACCCACCUUUGAAAGAAACAAUGCCUGAUGACGAGUUCACGCUGCUCGGGUUACUUGUAGAUCACGCAGAUGUUACUUUUGGCGUGGUUCACUUAAAGGCCUGUGCGCAUAACGUUGAUUUACGUAAAAAGAGGCGGGACGCAUUGAUUUGUUUAGUGUUUGACAUGCUGAUGUCAUUUGUAAUGUAUGCAUGUGGUUUUAACAUGUACUACAGGUUCUCAAGGAAAACCGUGCUGUCUGUUUAUGCAUCAUUCUCUGUUGGGAGUGAAAACUUUGCACAAUUUAUUGUUGGCCAAUUUAGGGUCAGACGUUUUGUUUUAAAAUAUUGAUGCUCUAUUUUAACAUAAAAUUAAGAAGUUUAUUAAGUGGUUAUAAAUGUCUGUAUGUUGAUUUUGUUAAGUGGAUUUUUCUAUCGUGUUUUCAAAUACAAAAUUGUGCCUGAUUAUUUUUGACUCAUGUUGCCUAUAAACUGUUGUAGUUAACUUUGUUGAAAUAAAUGUUCGAUUAUGUAUUUCAGUAUCCCUUUGUCUUUUUGAAACACUCUUGUGAAAAAUUGUAAGUGUUUAUUUUCAUCGAGUUUUACAUAUGGGUAAUUCUGGUAAUAUUUUAAAAAUGAAUAUGCUUGUUUGUAAUUUUAAGAAAGUAUUUUUACAGAAUAAAGUUGACUUAACGGCCAUUC